This is a messenger RNA of Bipolaris victoriae FI3, 1269 nucleotides long. RefSeq lists its product as hypothetical. The transcript has a single exon. The coding region runs from base 1 to 1269 and encodes 422 amino acids. Gene Ontology annotation, cellular component: mitochondrion. NCBI's taxonomy places the organism in Eukaryota, Fungi, Ascomycota, Dothideomycetes, Pleosporales, Pleosporaceae. Gene Ontology annotation, molecular function: GTP binding. The record is from RefSeq and is a predicted model, not a curated record.
AUGAGAGAAAGACGACAACGGAGAAGAGAAGGCGCUUUGAGGUCGUCAACGAUACAUGUGGAUCCAGCUCACCUUCCGGAGCGAGUGAAGCGAAAAUUACAGGACCAGCUGGAAAUUUCGAAGCUCCCGGCAGUGGAAAACGAAGUUGUGUCUCCUGAGCCCUCAGUACCACAAAACUUUGAAGCCAGUGGCUCAACAUCAUCAAACAAAUUCCCAGAGUCAUCAUCAACUCUCAGAAGGGAUGCCCCACGACGUUCACGGAAAGGAAAGGCCAACGAGGUCAUAGAAGACCUCCAACCAUCUGCACCCUCACCACCACUCGGCUCGAGGCGCAAAUCCGAACCCACUCUUUCGUCCAUAAAGCCCGAACUCCCUUCUAGCCAUAUCAAACUUCAUUUCAGCAAGCUAGAAGACUUCCAUUGGUACUGGGAGUCGUUCCCACCAACCAUCGCGCAAAAAACACAGGCAAACCACUUCUUCACGAACAACAGCAAGAACGCAAAGUUACUUCGAAGCGUAGCACAAUUCCGCCUGUUCCCAGAAUCAGACGUACCGGAGGUAGCCUUUGUUGGUCGAUCCAAUGUCGGAAAGAGCUCGUUGCUCAAUGCUGUUGUGAACGCAGAUAUCAAGGCGCUGUUAGCACGCACAUCGUCAACACCAGGCUUUACCAAGACAAUGAACCUCUAUGGCCUGGGCGCCGGAAACGGUGUAACCAUCAAAAAGCAGCCCAACGGACGCGACAAGAUCAUAGGCAUUGGUGGUCUGACUAUUGUCGACAUGCCUGGAUACGGCGAGGGUUCGCUUUCCUCCUGGGGCGUGGAAAUCAUGAAGUACAUAAGCAAUCGCAAGCAACUUCGCCGUGUGUUCGUCUUACUCGACGCCGAGCAUGGUAUCAAAGACAAAGACCGUUCACUGCUGGCUUCUUUACGUCUGACUGGUGUGAGCCACCAAGUCAUUCUUUCUAAAUUAGACAAGCUUUAUAUUCCCAAUGCCAAAGAUAUCAAGCGCUUUGAUGGCAAGUCUGCUCGCCGCCUGGCCCCAAAGGGUACGCCUGAGGAUCUUAGGAAGGCUAUGGAGAAGCUGAAGAAUGAAAUUCAGCCGCCGGUUGGAGGUGGUGCAUUAGGAGAGAUUCUGGGUGUGAGUGCGGAGACCUUGGUUGAUGGUAAGAGAUUGGGCAUUGAUCAUGUGAGAUUUGCAAUUUUGAAAGCAGCGGGCUUGGAUGCGAAGUUUAAGAAGGACGUUAGUACGCCUUGGGCCAGAGAUAGCUGA